Pseudophryne corroboree (corroboree frog) is the source of this 1357-nucleotide messenger RNA. It is a transcript of the gene FGFBP3, whose product is annotated as fibroblast growth factor binding protein 3. Gene Ontology annotation, biological process: cell-cell signaling. The coding region runs from base 203 to 940 and encodes 245 amino acids. Lineage: Eukaryota; Metazoa; Chordata; Amphibia; Anura; Myobatrachidae. The transcript has 2 exons. Gene Ontology annotation, molecular function: growth factor binding. The record is from RefSeq and is a predicted model, not a curated record.
GGGCAAAGAGUGACCAUGGCCCCUCCUGCCCCAUUCAUAACACACACUUGUAAUGCACCCUUCUAUAGAGUCCCCAGAGGUGUCUUCCAACGUGUCACCAGUAUCUGGAAUGCCAAAGAGUUUGUACUCCAAGUACGGUGCUGAUUACUAAUGCUUGGGUGCCUUUGAAUCACAAACCAUCCAGCUACACUGAUCUAAUGAGAUGAGGCACUCCAGUGUUAUUUCAUUCAUUUUUCUGGUCAACUGCCUGAGCACUUUUCAAGUGCUGGGCAAAAAUGACAAAAAAGCCAGCAAGAGGGGAGAGACUGAAACCUUCAUACGGUCUGGGCAGUUUGCAACCAAACAAAAACAUGGGUGCACUUGGGAAAUCGGUGGGAAUGCAACAGUAAGCCUAUCGCUAAAAUGCAAUGAGCCAGAUGGUAGCAGCUACAAUUGCACUUAUGAAGGGGAGCCGCAUCAGUGCCCAUUGUACGUCAUGAAAGCCAAACAGUACUGGAAGCAGAUCCUUGGGAAAUUUAAGAAAAUGAAAAACGCCUGUGAAGAUAAGAGCUUGAGGUCACGUCUGUGCAAAAAAGCGGAAGGUGCAAAGUCCCAGCUGACAAAGAUUGGUGGAGAAGCUACGGCAGAAACAGGGAAAGGCAAAACCAAAGGGAAAGGUCAUUUAAAGGAACCUGGAAAGAGUCCAGAGGAAAGACCAAAAGAUCCAGAAGUUAACAGCAAUGUUGGUACAGAGAAGAAAUCCGGAUCCCGAAAAAAGAAACCGGACACAAAAUCCAAUGAGAAGCCACAUCCAUCCAAUUCCCCAGCUGCUCUUGAUCUCACCACAGCCAGAGAAGUUAAUGAUGAUAUUGUAGAGUUGAAUGAGAAUUUGGCUGAUGCCUACUGUGCUGAAAAGUGGCACUCCGUGUGUUCUUUCUUUGUUAAUUUCUGGAAUGGCUGAAUCAAAGCUCAACAUGGGGUAGAAAUAUGAUCAUUUAGAGCUAUUUAAAUCAAGACCCCAAUGCAGGAAUUCAUGGCUAAUGCCUUUGGACUGCUUGUUACCUAACAUGACUUACAAAUCUCUCAGUACUAAAGAAAAAAAGUAAUAAUAAAACAGAGUACAAGUGUAGACUUGUCUGCAUUCACAGUGUGGUGAUUACAGACAUAUCUUAUUUAGAGUAUUUUCUAUUUGGACUAAUGUAAGAAACCAUUCAUUGACUUUAGCAGUAUAUUCAUGUAUUUUUCUAUUAUGGUUUUUUAAUUUACAGUAAUUAGAAUGUCAAUGCACUGUAUUUCAUUGUCUUUAAAAUAUUUAUCUUUGUUUAGACCUGUGCUAUAGUGUGUGGAUGUAUAAAAUAAAAGCAAUUGGUAUACAGAU